Messenger RNA from Bursaphelenchus okinawaensis, 7024 nucleotides. Lineage: Eukaryota; Metazoa; Nematoda; Chromadorea; Rhabditida; Aphelenchoididae. The record is from the annotation of a GenBank genome assembly.
AUGAGUGCUUUGGAUGCAUCCUGGCUUUUUGCCCUGACGAAGACCGAGGUUCCAGAAGCGCCGAUCUCUUCAGCUUCAACUUCACCUUCUCCAACCGAGAGUUCGGGACCUUCGGUCGAGGAUUUGGGGCCAAAACCAGCUAAAAGAAGGCGGAAACCUGAUCGUAAGUUGUUUUAAAGGUGUUGUAGUAUUUGAAUUUUAAUUGUUUCCUACAUUUUUAUUUGUUUGUUACCUAAAAAGUUGAGAUUUGCUAAAAUUUUUGAUAAAACUAUAUUAAUUUAAGUUUUGUUUUAAUUUUAUUACAUCUAAAGUUAAUAUAGUAGUCUAUCUUAUUGUAAAAUACGGUUCUACAGACAUAGCAUAACUUUAAAUUUCAGCCAAAGACGUGAUCCGCCUAAUAGCCGAGCCCCAAUUGACAGUUGAAGUGAACGAACCUCCCAGAUUGGACCCGAUAACAGAAGAAAAGCCUCAGUUCAGUCCUCAGAACGAUCAGAAUCAAGUUCAUGCCUUCCUGAAUGAAUCACAGCCAGAAUCCUCGGUUUCGCCCUCCAAUUUGUCGUUUAAUUUGCCCAGUGGAAUUCCUUAUGGCACGGCUAUCAGGGCUAUUGGUAAGGAGUUUAUGUUGUUUUAGGGGAUUUUUGAAGAUUUUUGAGGGAUUUUUAUGGUUUAGGGGGUGUUUUGGAUGUGGUAAUGAGUGUGCUGGAUAAUUUAAUUUUUUUAGAUUUUCGGGGGUGUUUUUUGAAUUUUCAAGUGGUUUUUAAAGUUUUUAGGCUAUUUUUGUUCGUUUAGGCUUGUUUUUGAUAAUAAAAUUUUUUUUUUAAAUAUUAGUCUUUAAGGGGUGUUCUUCAAUAUUUUAAACUCCUUUUCAAAUCACUCACGUCUGUAAAUUUGCAGAGAACGGCAAACUGACGUGUCCCACGCCCGGCUGCGACGGAUCCGGCCAUCAAACCGGACUUUACACCCACCACCGCAGCUUGAGCGGCUGUCCCCGGAGGCCGAAUAAGAACACAAUCCAAAGUAAGUUUACUUUUGUUUAUUGGGCAUGGGCACUUCGCUAGAUUGAAAACUUGGAAAGUGGGAUAAGAUUGCACGCCAUUUAACGGGCCCGAAAAAGUUAAGUCAAUUUGGGAGGGGAGAAGUUGCACUUUCAGGUUACAGUAGGAAAAGAUGGAGUUGGGGAGGGAAGGGGGGAGUAUGGGUGAAGAAAGGUGGAGUUUUGGGGGUGGAUAAGAUGGGAAAAAGAAUUUCGGGCAUGGAUAAGAUGGGAAAAGAAUUUUGGGCAUGGAUAAGAAGGGAAAAGAAUUUUGGGCAUGGGUAAUAAAAGAAAAAAAUUUUUUUUAAAAUUUUUUAAUCAAAAAACAAAUUCAAUUCCAACUCAAACUUUCAAUUUCAUGCCAUUUUUUACCUUUCCCCUCCCCCAAUUAUUUUGACCGGUCAAUAAGGUUCGCGCACAAAAAAGUUAAUUUGGCGCCCGUUAAAACAGUGACUUUCUUUCUCUUCACCUGGUGGUCUUGAUUACAAGCAGAUGGCCGUUAAUCCACCACCGGAAACACAUUAGAGAGUUCGUUUUUUUGAAAGGGAUCGCAUGCACCUGCCCCCAAAGUUUUAAGACAAUGAAGUGAGAUUGAAGAGGGGGGAUUAACGUGUUCUGCGGGGGGAUGAGUAGGAUCAAAGUGGCUGGGGUGGAUCAGCGUGGAGUGUGGAUGGGUGGAUGAUGAAAAGUGGCAGGGGUGGAUUGGGAUGAAAGGUGGGCACGGGUGGAUAAUGACAAGUAGCUGGGGAGAAAAGUGGAAGGGGUGGGUGGUGAAAAGAGGUUGUGGUGGAUAAAGAUGGAGAGCGGGUAGGGGUGGAUAAUUAAAAGUGGCAGGGGUGUAUUAGAAUGAAAGAAAAUUCAAAAAAAAAAUUAUAUUUUUACCACCGAGAAUAAGUGCCAUAUUAAUGUACAGUAGUGUUUGACCAAGCCCACAUUUAUCGUUUCUGGGAAGUCAUUACCACCUUAAUGUCAUUCUAUCUUAUACCUUUACAAACACUUUGGACUUUACUCAUAAUUUGUCUAUUUGAUCUUGCUCUGCAUCUUUUAUAUUUUAAUUUGAGCUUUCAAACACUUUCUAUGAAUCUGAUACUCUUAUCGCUUGUAAAAUGGCAUCUUCUGCAAACAGUUUAGUCGUCUUGGUUGGACUAGUCAAACUUCCGGUCUAGAAAGCUUUCAACAAGUAAAAUGACUUUUUGAAAUUUUUAUUAUGUUUAUUAGGUUGUUCAAAUAAUUAUGUGCUCCUCACAAAACAAAUUUUUGGGUUCAGGGGGCUCAGAAUUAUUUGAACAACGCGAUAAAGUUGAAUAUGACACUUCUAACACAUUGUGACAAAAAUAUGUUGUUAGAUGUCAAAAGCCUUUAGUACAUGACACAAGCUUGAAUCUGCCUCUAAUAUUACACACAACUUCCUGCCCGCUUCUUUACACCCCUUUCAAGAUACCACAAUGUUUCCUAUGACUUCCUGUAGGUCUUCCAUUCUCCAAAACCUUCUCCAAACCUAAAAAGGUUUAAAACACCGCCUCCGGUAAUCGGAUCCAAAAGGCGACUUCUAAAGUUACCGCUGUUUCACACAACUUGGCCACAUAAAGACGCGCCUUGGCCACAUAAAGGCGGGUGAAUCAGCCCAACGAGGGGGGUCCGUGUCCCAUGCCCUCACAAUUGACAAAGCCUCCCGAUAAUUUAUGCACAAAACUUGACUAUCACACGCAUUCGAAACUACCUUUUGACACUGUAAUUGUAUUCGUCAUCCAAAGUUUUAUGGGACUGUAUAAAGUAGUGGUUAAUUGACUUUCGAAAGAUACGAAAUGAUGACUAAAGGGGGUUUUACAGAGAAAUGAUUAAUGUUGUUAAAGUAAGACGAAGAAAGGGUUUUUGUUACAGUAAGAACAGAUAAGACAAAAAAAAAGAAAUUUAUUUACAGUAAUAAGACAUAAGGCUUUAUUUAAGUUGUUAUCUAAACAAAACUUGAGUAUUAGGCUAGUGAUGACUAUAACGUUUUGACUACUAAUGUAGUGAUGACUAUAACCAAACUUUUCCUUUUACAAAGCUAUGAUACAGCUUAUAAUCUACCACAAUAUCCAGAAGACUCAAACUUUAUUUUGCUCGCGAUGUCAUCCAUUUUAAAUUCUUUUGACAGUUUUAAUUAAAACUUUGAUAAGUUUGGCCGAGUUAAUUUGCAUAUUAUUAGUAUUCCCUCGCGUGUUUAACUUUAACCGCCCUUCGAAUUGGAGUUACAUCUCGGUAACUUCAAUUCGAAGCCCUGAGGGCAAGUUAAUUAGGCUUAUCAAAAGUGACAAAAAAGGGUUGAAACAUGAAAAUUUAGAUUAGAAAAGCAGUUUUAAUGGAUCAAAAUUGAGAUUCAGAAAAAUAUGUUAUUUUUUGCAUUAUGGCGACAUUUUUUUUAAGCUCUGAAGGAUUACUGUAACUUUUUUAAUUUAAGGGUUACCGUAGCAGUUUUUGAAAUUUCAUGUUUUCAGUGGCAUUUUAAAGCUUUUAGUCAAAAUUUAUUUAAAUUUUUGAUUCUAGGGCAAUCACUUUCUUCACAAAUCGAAAAAUGCCAAGAACUUUCUUUACAAUACGAAAAAUUGCAUUUUUAGCCCUAAUCGACUUUCAAUACAAGUUUUCAUUGUCAACUUAACCCUAAUUAAAUUUUUAAAAUUAAAAAAUUCCCAAAAUUUUUCUUUGAACCGCUUUCUCAUAAUCUGCGACAAUAUCCGGGGCCCAAUAACAACCUUGUUGUUACGACAAUAUAAUUAUAAUUUCGUGGCCAUAAAAGUCUCGCCACCCCAAUAUUAUUCGAUUUUCGGGGCCACAGAUGUGCCCAAAUUCUACAUAAUAAGUUCCGUUAUUCGAUAAGUUUUUCGUACUUUCGCCUUUUGUUUGGAAAUCGAAUUCUCAUUAAAAUUUUUAUGAAAAAUUUUGUUGGAAUUCCGCUUUUGUUGGGGCCAAAAACGAGGGUUAUGCCUUUUUCGGAGCGAAACAAAACUUAAUGGACGGAACGCUGAACAUACUGUAACUUGGGGAAGUUAAACUUCGGUUGAAAUUUGAAAUGGACAAGUAUUUAAAUACCAAAGCAAUGGUUAUACUUACUAAAUGUUAGUUUACAUGACCAAAAUAUUACUUCCUAGCAGCAAGUUUUGUUAAUUUUUUUCGAAACAUAGGGUAAGAUUAAUCUAAUGUAUAUCAAUAGUAAAAGCAAGCUGUUCGAAGUUAAAACAAGAUUCUGUUAUGCCAAAGAUCAGUUCAUACUUACACCAAGUAACAAAAUUAUACCUAAUAGUACAAUCCUAUCUAUAUCAAAAAGUUAUGGCACAAAAAGUAAAUUGUUUACAUUUUUCCCUUCACCAACAUUGGUACGGUAAAAGUACUGUAACUUGUUAGGACGUUAAAAUUUUUAAUAUCUUUAGAUUUACUGACAUUUAGAACAUCAAUCUAUGUUUAGACAAAAUUCCAUGUCUUUAACUACGUAUAUCAAUAAGUCAUGGCAAAAAAACCAUGUUAUCCUCAACUUUUUCUUGUUACCAUAAUGCACUUUUUAUCAUUUUUGACCUUUAUAUAUGAUUUUCAUGCUCUAACAUCAACUCUUCAUUCUCUUCAGAUCAUUUUAAAACUAUUUUUUCAAAUCCCAAUCUUUGGCCUUAUUCAAAAUUUUCGAAAAAAAACUGAAGGUUCUACCUUUUUUGGACCGUUUUUUAUAAAUGAGCCCGGUUUUUUGUUUGAGUUGGGCGCAAAAAAAGCGAAUAAAUAUGGGAUGCAAAAGUGGGGAAAAUUGAAAGGUUGGGGAGGGAUAUCCGUCAAGUUUUGGCAGACAGCUUCUGAUGGCUUUCUUUGUCCUGUCAUUGGUGUUACGGAGGUAAUCAACUUGCGUAACGGUUACCGUAGUUCAAACUUUUUAUGGUGACGAAAAAGUUCGCAUUACGGUGUGAGGAGGGGGAAAUGUGUUUUGGCGGCCAAUAAAUGUACUUUGACUGAUAUAUAUAGAUAACAUUGGAUGUUUAUUUCUGUUUUCUUAACAUUCUUGAUUAAAAAUUGGCAAAAUUUUUAUUGGUCCAAGUACGUAGAAUAGCCUUUUUUGAGCUUAAUUGCUACUUUUAGAAAAUUUUUUCUUUGCCAGGCUAUAUACUUUUUGACCAUAGUAAAACAAAUUAAAUUGUAGCCACUUUGACAGUAAAAUCCAUCAUCUUCCCAAUUUUCAAAACUACUCCCUACCAAAACCCAUUUUUUCAAAAAUUUAAUUUCCAAAACCCCCAUCCUUACCGUAUCAUGUUCAUUAACUUUCCUAGGCCACAAAAUUAUCAGAUUUACUUGUGGGAACGCUAAAGUGGUUUUGUUUUAAAUGAAGGGUCUAAGUAAAGUCGGGACUAAGCCAUUUGGUUUUUUGUGAUUCCAUUUGGCAUGGAAAUGGGAUAAUUUAUCUGCCCGAAAAUGUUGAAAUGAAACCUUUCGAAUCCAAUUUUUGACACUUUGGAGGAAACAUGUUUUUGGAAGAAACAUGGUUUCUGGGAUGGUAGUUGGCUUUGAAAUGUUGAGUUAGGGAAUGGCAGGAACAUAUUUUUAAAAAUAAAAUUUUUACAAGUUUUUUUCGGAAAAUCGAAUUUUUUCAAAAAAAUCGACAGUGGGGACCAAGUUCAGGUUUUUGGAAAAAAAGUUUUUUGAGCCCCCCCCCCUCUAAAAAAAUCAAAAAUAGCCUACAAUAACAUCCAGAAAGCUUAAAAAUUCACACAAAAAAAUUCAAGGAAAACUUUAAAAACGUAAAAAAACGUAUCCUCAAAAAGCCGGCUGUCAAAGUUGGCUCUACCGUAAUCCGAAGAGGGUGUGGGAAAGUUGGAACGAAUAAAGUUCGGGGGACAAAGCGAAGACAAACAAAACUGAAUGGGCGAAUAAAGACGGCUAAAGUUUGUCAGCACACAUCAUAAGAUAAGACGGGCCUUUCGUUUGAAUUCGAAAUGGGACAACAGUACUGUUUUUAACUUUAAAAAAUGCAGUAGAAAUGAUAAGAAAGUACAAGUUAUUAAAGGAUAUGUAUAACACGUUAAUCUGGCCACAUUAUAAGUAAAAUACUCUCCUUAUAGUCAACAAAAAAACUUUAAAAAAAGAACCAAUAAUCAUAUUUAUUGUUAUUCCUUUUCAGUGCUAUCCCUCCAACAAGACACCAUUCUCCACUGUCAGACUCCAGGAUGCACAGGCAAAGGUCAUGUGAAUGCCUCGCGAUCUUCUCAUCGAUCUCUCAGUGGCUGUCCCAUCGCUCAUCAACAGAAGCUGGCUCGUCGCAGCGUCAAACUUCCAAACUCUCACACUCCAAACUCAUCAACUCACUCUCGAGGUGCCACUCCCAACUCAAUUGAUCCAGCUAGUCCUAGUCCCAGCGAUGCUGCCAGUCUAGCCAGACUACUUGGCAAUUUCGACGAGAAUCCAUUGGAUCUGAGCUUGAAGAGCAAAGAAGACUGUAGAUCGGUGGGAUCUGAUAGUGAAAACAAAGCCAUUUCGAUCCUGGAUCUGCUACAGUCUACCAAACAUAAUGUAGAACCUGAGAAACCUAAAAUAACAUGGCCAACGGCUACUGUAUCUCCGAUUCAGAAGCUUCUGGAACAAAGUUUGACUAGAAACCCAGCAGGUAAAAUACGUUAUUCUUAAUUUUUAUUUUUUAUUAUCUAUUAGGUAGUUCAAAUAAACAUAUGUUCUCAAAGCAAAUUUUCGAAGUUAGGGGGCACAUAAUUAUUUGAAAAACAAAGAAAACUAAUUUUCAAAUUUGUUAUCUAAAAGCUAAACUUAUGCCCUUCUUAAAUAAACCUGAACAUUUCAGAAGCCUAUAUGGCUCUUCUGUCGAACUUCAGCGUGCUCAACAACUUCAACAUGGCCGCUACGACUCAGGCCAACAACUUUGUGUUCCAGAACCCAUUCAUGGCGUUCAAUGGUACCGUGGGGAUGAAUGAGGACAAAAAGUCGCAGUUGUUCCAAUUUCAGUCCAAUCCAGCCAACCAGUCUACAUGA